AAAAUGGCGACGGGCAAUAUGUGGGAAGACCUGCGAAAGCAAGCCAGACAAGUGGAGAAUGAAAUAGAUUUGAAGUUGGUGUCAUUUAGUAAACUUGGAACGAAUUUCAGCGCCCUCAAUGAGAGGGACAUUAACAGUUCAUCGGACUCUUCACCACUGUUGAAUGCAUCAAACAGUGAGAGGAUGUUUGAUACCAUGGCACUGGAGAUUGAGAGGUUACUAAUAAGGUUGUCCGACAUCAAUGACAGAAUGGCAGACUACGCCACCAAAGUUUCCUCCACAUCUCCCAGCGCAGCUCUCUUACACAUCCUCCAGCGUCAUCGAGACAUCUUGCAAGACUACCACCAUGAGUUCAAGAAGACUAAAGCCAACAUCGCGGCGUGUCGAGAACGGGAGGACCUCCUGGGAUCAGUCAGGAGAGAAAUCGACUCGUACAAAAAUUCAUCCGGGUUGAAUCGGAGGACGGAGCUUUAUCUCAAAGAAAAUGAACACAUUAGGAAUGCUGACAGAAUAGCAGAUGAAACAAUAGGUGUUGCCAUAGCAACGAAGGAAAAUCUUAUGUCACAACGAGGCACGCUAAAGAAAAUUACAAAUGGGGUCACCAACAUGGCCAAUCGCUUCCCGGUCAUCAACAGUCUGGUUCAACGGAUAAACCUAAGAAAGAGGAGAGACUCGCUGGUACUAGGCGGUGUCAUAGCAGUAUGCAUUACAUUCCUUCUAUGGUAUGCGUUCCAUUAGCGUAGUUUACCAGUUUUAAUGUGGACUGCAUCGGGCUAAUUUUCAGAAAAUUGGCCCUGUGGGAUGGAAACUCCACAGAUGGUGAACUUUUAUCCAGAAAUGCUGUUGGCCCUGUGGGAUGGAAACUCCACAGAUGGUGAACUUUUAUCCUGAAACGCUGCACUUUUUUGUAGCACUCAAAGAGAGCAUAUUGUUAAAGCUGCAUUGGAUGAAAUGAAAAAAAUACUCAACUCUUGAGGGCGUUCAGAGUUGGUAUUCCAAGCUUCUGAGGAAAGUUGUUUGAGGUUCUUUAAAAACAAUUUUUUUAUGAGGUAUCACCCAACUCAAAAGGGCCGGACGGCCACUUCAAGGCAAGGGCUAUAGCUCAACUGAUUUGGGCCAUCGACCCCGAUAAACCAUCGGCCCAGAUAAACUGCAACCAGGGGUCCGUUGCCAACUACUCCUUGGGUGAAACAGGGCUACCCCUUUCAUAGUCAAUAAGGAUGCAGGCAAGGGUAUCAUCCACUUGCAGCCUGGCUGAAUGUGCAUUGAAACAGGGCUACCCCUUUCAUAAUCAAUAAGGAUGCAGGCAAGGGUAUCAUCCACUUGCAGCCUGGCUGAAAGUGCAUUGCACUACCUUCACAACUUUGUUGAGGUAAAUAUAGUGAAGUGCCUUGAUCAACGGCACCAGUGUCCUAACCGGGACCCUAAACCCACACUCUGCUGCUAACGACACCGGAGCUUGGGUCUGGUGAACUAGACACCACAAGCUAAAGCAGAAACAACCAGCACCCAGGUACCUGACCUUUCUGAGUAUCAUCAGUGACUCUGUUUGACUUUAAGCACUUGGUACAUGUACAUGUUAUAUAUAACAACAAAUAUAAAUACCAAUGAGGUACUAUUUAAAAUAUUUUUUUGUGACGGAAAAUUAAUGUGUAGGAAAGUCCCGAGUUUGAAAUAUUUUGCAUGCUUGGUCAAAAUAGUUUCAGUGAAUUUUGUUUUUAAUCAGAACUGUCAGACUGUGUAGUGAACCCAAAAGCUAUAUAGGUCUUAUGACUUCAAUUUUUGUUUUUAUGGCAAGGGACCUUGAAUCUGGGACAACCAGCGGAUAAGAGGACAAAGUAUCGCUGUUGUUUUCACAUUGUUUGAAAUUGGGUGGCGGAGAAAACAUGGGAGAAGUUCCCAGUGCCCGGGGCUACAUUUGUCUACAAACCACAGAGACUAAGAACACACUGUACUGGAAAACAGGCAGGGGGGUCUGUACAUGUCUCACUAAAACAUCACACAACAUAAUUAAGUUUAAAACAAUGACCUCUAAACCUUCAAGAUCACUCAAAAAUCGCAAGUUUGUUGAUACUUCAUUUAAUCAGUAGUCAAACCGCAGAGCACUCGGCUUGGUGCGUUGGCAUAGAGCAAUCAGAGAAUCGUGUGCCUAUCGGGCCUGUAUGCUUCGUUUUUGAAAGGGCAAGGGCACCAAGGCAUUUUCUCCUUG
This is a messenger RNA of Asterias rubens (European starfish), 2209 nucleotides long. Its product is annotated as Golgi SNAP receptor complex member 1-like. The record is from RefSeq and is a predicted model, not a curated record. The coding region runs from base 4 to 738 and encodes 244 amino acids. Gene Ontology annotation, cellular component: cis-Golgi network; Golgi membrane; Golgi medial cisterna. Gene Ontology annotation, biological process: endoplasmic reticulum to Golgi vesicle-mediated transport; vesicle fusion. The transcript is spliced from 7 exons. NCBI's taxonomy places the organism in Eukaryota, Metazoa, Echinodermata, Asteroidea, Forcipulatida, Asteriidae. Gene Ontology annotation, molecular function: SNAP receptor activity.